AUUUCUGUAUGUUCUCACCCCAUACAUGUUUCAGAUUCUUGCGCCGCAAACAAGAUUUAGACACGGGAGAAAUCGUUUUGACAGAAGCCAGCAUAUCAACACUGGCUGGUCGACUUGACGCUUACAUCACUGAAAACAAAAUAUGCAAGUUCGAGUCGGACAUCUUGUCUUGGGACCCCGAGACAAGACAGGCAGUGUUGUUUCGACUCCGCUUUGUGACACUGUUGCUGGAAGAGUGUUCGGUCAACUUGGAGCAGACGGGUGUUUUUAGUACAGCCGGUGAUGAAACAAUAUUACAAGUAACGCCAUUGUGGUAUGCAGCCGCGUCCUGUAACCUAGAUAUUGUUCGUCUAUUGACAUCACAAGGCGCCAAUGUCAACGCAACAGCAUCAUCAGGCUGUAGUGUAGUGAGAGCUGCUUGUUGUUCCUCCAGCUUUCCUGUGGUUGCAUUUUUGAUAGCUCACGGUGCAAAUAUUUUUACCAAAGACACCCAUGGCGGUAAUUGCCUUAUGAGUGCCAUCGCUAGCCUGGAGACGAUGAAACUGUUAAUUCACCGUGGAUUAGAAUUAAAUGAUGUUGACAUCCAUGGAAACACAGCCCUGCACUAUGCCGCAGAAGCUGGUAAGCUGGAUACAGUUCGGUUGUUGGUGGAGAUGGGAGCUAACCCAAAAACGGUUAACAAGGAUCGUUGUCGUCCAGUCCACACUGCGGCAAAAUACGGUAAGAGAGACGUGGUCGAUUACUUUAUUAAAAUAGCGACACCCAGUCUAGAAGAGUUGGUGGAUAUAUUUUUGGUGCUGGGGUCUGUAUGCAUCAUCAUGGACAACGACUACUUCAACUGGUACCUUUAUUGGCACAAGGCUUUUGAGUUAAGGCGCCUAAGUAAUCAAGCACCAAGGAUACAGUUUCGUACCUCGGUUUUAACUGAUUUUUUGGAGAUGCAAGACAUAAGCGGGAACGAAUUUUCUAGAAAUUUUUACCACCACGAAGCGCUCUGUAUGCAAGCAUUGUUAGUUUAUGAGAGAAUCCGAGGACCUGCAGACGACAAUUUCAUCAACUUAAUGAUCUACAGUGGCGGGAUCAGUGCGGAUAACAAGAACUUUCUGCAAGCUGUCAACUUGUGGAAAACCGCCUACAAAAUUCAAUUGGAAAAACGCACGAACGCCUGUUUUGAACACAACUGUUCGGAAAUGCUUAGCAAUACAAUUAUAAACUGUUUACGACUUUUGCUGAAGAUUUUUCACAGCAUUAAUGAGGAAACAAACAGUUCUAGUGAAAACAGUCAGUGCUGCCAACAACCACAAUAUAUUUCAGAAAACGUAAUCAGAGACCUGUUUCCGGUAACAUGUCAACACAUUUCCCAGACUAACGACAUUUUAAGAAAAAAUGAAAAUGAAAGUAGACAAUUUCGCCUUUCUUUUGGCGUUCUGGUGAAAACAAUCCUGGCACUGUUCUAUGGAUAUUUGAAUAUAUUUCCUGCCGCAGCUCGCAAUUCAGAAAUAGGCACACAUCUUCAGAAGUUAAUUAGGUUAAAUCUCAGAGGUUUGCUUCAACCCUACGACACCAGCUGCAAGAAAUCAACCCCAAAGAAGUGCAACAAGUACACGAUGUGUGAGAUUCUUCUGUUGCUUGGUGCUGACCCAUUAGCCACAGACUGUGAAGGGAAUACUGUUUUGCACCGUGCAGUUCACAGUUACAAGCAAGGUCUUAUUCUGGACUUUGAUUUCUUCAGGAUGUUGCUCAGGCUUGGAGUUCACGCCGACCAGGUAAAUAACCGAUUAGAGAAGGCGUUAGACUUGCUACAACCAGGAGAUGAUCUCAGACACGUUAUUCAGGAAACUGAACUGAAAUGCCUGGCGGCCCGAAAAAUUAUUACAUAUAACAUCUCUUACAUGGGAGAGGUACCAAAAAGCCUCUAUUCGUUUAUAGAACUUCAUGCCUGCAAAUGUCGAAUUGGUGUCAAUAAGAGAGGUAAUUAG
Molecule: messenger RNA, 1979 nt
Organism: Candidula unifasciata
Lineage: Eukaryota; Metazoa; Mollusca; Gastropoda; Stylommatophora; Geomitridae
Source: the annotation of a GenBank genome assembly